This is a messenger RNA of Geodia barretti, 363 nucleotides long. NCBI's taxonomy places the organism in Eukaryota, Metazoa, Porifera, Demospongiae, Tetractinellida, Geodiidae. The record is from the annotation of a GenBank genome assembly.
AUGAUGCGAGUAGUUCGAAUAGCCAAUGUAGAGCACAUACCGUUGGGCCCCGCGGCAGCCGUACCGGGAUGGACGGGCGGCGAGGUGCACCGCACGCGUCAACCCAUCAUCCCAGAGGGAGAGAGUGAUUUUUUCAACGCCAGCAUCGUCAAUUUCCAGACGGGCGCGCAGACGGGAUGGCACCGCCACAGCAGCGACCAGAUUCUGGUAAUCACCACGGGCAACGGGACCGUGGCCGACGAAACCCACGAGGUGGAAGUAGGCGUCGGUGACGUGGUGCAGAUCAAGGCCGGCGAAAAUCACUGGCACGGCGCCACUGCAAACGGUUACAUGGGCCACAUCACCAUUACCGCCAGCGACUAG